AUGGACUUGAACUCAUCACAUGGCACCUUUGUGGAUCAGGUGCGCAUUCCAGCCGAUCGUCCCAUCCCACUCAAGAAUGGUCAGAAGAUAUACUUUGGCGGUGACCAAUCCUACAUGGUAGUAUGUAGGAACAUGUACAAGUAUGUGGCCGAAGCACUGUUACUCAAGAAGCAAGACCUCAUCAUGAAGAGGAACAACAACAACAACUCCAUCAACAACAAUAACAACAACACCGAAUCAACAUCAACAUCAUCAACUUCAUCUUCAUCUUCAUCAUCACCUCCCGACAUUAUAAUAUGCACCGACAACAACAACAACACCGACAAUAACAAUACAAGUAGCGACAAUGAACAAAACCGAUCAAUUGAACUCGAGGAGGAAGACCUCCGAGAUGAAAUCACCCGAUUCUACAGUCACAUCAACCGAACGUUAUCAUUUGAGCAUUCACCAGAGAUCGACUCGAUCCAGUCCACUAUCAAGCAGUUGACGCCCACCAGCAGUCCGUCCAAGAACCACCAGCAGACUGGCAGCAAACGCAAGAGUGCCUGUCGCGACACCCACGACAAGUCCGUGCGCUUCAGCAGCUUGGUCUCCAAGUUUGUCUACACCCUGGAGCAGCCCGUCCAGAACCAGUUCCCAACCAUCCACUCCAUCGACCUCCUCAACGACGAGGAGCAGUCGCAGCAAUCUGCCUCGCCACCCGGCCAGCCUUUGCACCAGCAGCUGGCGACCAAUGGUCAAUGUCCUAUCGACGUUGAUGUUGAUGGCACCGAGUUCUAUUCCGAGGACUUCCGCGUGGUCCGCCGGGCACCACCAUCCUCACCAUCGUCCCGCCUGCGACCCUCUACGUCAAUGUCCCUGUCGUCCUCGCCCAAACCUUUGCGCUUCAACACAUCUCCUUUGCCUCCUCUUCAAUUCCAACACACAGCACCAGCACCAAUGACUACCACCAACACCACUGCCGCCAGUCCGUCAAUCAGUCACCAUAUUAGCCGCGGCAGCUCCUCAAUUUCAAUUCCAAUCACAAUCCCAAUCCCAUUACCAAUUCACCAGCUCACCUCUUCGUUUGAGUUUGAGUCAUCUUCCAUCGAUACAACCGAAUGCGACAAGAUUUGUACAUAA
Acytostelium subglobosum LB1 is the source of this 1122-nucleotide messenger RNA. RefSeq lists its product as hypothetical. Lineage: Eukaryota; Evosea; Eumycetozoa; Acytosteliales; Acytosteliaceae. The record is from RefSeq and is a predicted model, not a curated record. Bases 1 to 1122 code for a protein of 373 amino acids. The transcript has a single exon. Gene Ontology annotation, molecular function: protein binding.